This is a messenger RNA of Oncorhynchus kisutch (coho salmon), 6762 nucleotides long. Its product is annotated as transforming growth factor-beta receptor-associated protein 1 homolog. Gene Ontology annotation, cellular component: membrane; cytoplasm. The record is from RefSeq and is a predicted model, not a curated record. Lineage: Eukaryota; Metazoa; Chordata; Actinopteri; Salmoniformes; Salmonidae. Gene Ontology annotation, biological process: autophagy; vesicle-mediated transport; endosomal vesicle fusion.
GAAGCACAACCUCCUCAUGACCUUCUUCUACCUGAAAACGUAGCGGCAGCUCUCCCUAGCGGUUAGCAAGCAGUUAGCAGCGAAGGGAGUGGAGAGAUUGAGAAGUGAAAAGACAGGAAGGCCGUGGUACAUCGGCGUCUCCUAUACUAGACCUGCAGUGGCUACGGCUGGGGGUAUGACAGCUUCUAGCUAUCGUCUUUGUAUGGACAUGUAAAUAGCUGUUUUUGAAAGUAGAUGUGUGCUGUGCCUUCGAGAUGAGUGUGAAGGCAUUUGAGCUGGUCCCUGCUGUGGAGCGGGAGCUCCUAAUGGGAGACAAGGCCCGCAUCAACAUUGAGUGCAUCGAGUGCUGCGGCAAGCACCUGUACGUGGGCACCAACGACUGCUUCAUACAUCACUUCCUGCUAGAGGAGCAUGCCACGACCAAGGGGAUGCUAUCCUACACCGUCCAGAAGCUGCUGUUCAAGUACCUGGGCCUGAAAAAGCCUGUGGAGGCCCUAAAGGCCGCGUCAGCGUUAGAACGCAUCAUUGUCCUCUGUGAUGCUACAGUUAGUGUUAUUGACAUGAUCACCUUAGAACCCGUGCCUUCGGGCGGGGCCAAGAUCAAGGGCGUGGCCGCGUUCUGCGUCAACGAGAACCCGGUGAACGGGGACCCGUUCUGCGUGGAGAUCGGGGUGCUCUCGGCCCGGCGGCGCACCGUACAGAUAUACAUGGUUUACGAGGACAGGGUGCAGCUGGUGAAAGAGGUCAACACGCCGGGGCAGCCGUGUGCGGUCAGUCUGGACGGUUACUUCCUGUGCCUGGCCCUCUCCACGCAGUACAUGAUCCUUAACUACAGCACAGGGGCCGCGCAGGACCUGUUCCCCUAUGACAGCGAGGAGAGGAAGCCCAUAGUCAAGAGGAUCGGCAGGGAGGAGUUCCUCUUGGCUGCCCCUGGUGGCCUGGGUAUGUUUGCCAAUGCAGAGGGUAUAUCCCAGCGUGCCCCAGUGAACUGGUCAGAGAGUGUGAUGGGAGCCGCUGUGUGUUUUCCCUAUGUGGUGGCGCUAGACGAGGGCUUCGUCACCAUCCACAGUAUGCUGGACCAGCAGCUCAAACAGACCCUCUCCUUCAGAGACGGACACAUCCUACAGGACUUUGAAGGUAAGGUGGUUCUGGCCUCCACUAAGGCUGUGUACGUGCUGGUGCCCCUACCCCUGGAGAGACAGAUUCAGGAGCUGCUAGCUGGACACAGAGUGGAGGAGGCCCUGGCUCUGACUGAGGGAGUCAGGAGGAACAUUCCCAAAGACAAGUUCCAGAUAUUGCACAAAAGAAUCCUCCAGCAAGCAGGAUUCAUACAGUUUGGACAGCUUCAGUUUCUCGAAGCGAAAGAACACUUCAGGACAGGUCAGUUGGACGUCCGGGAGUUGAUCUCCCUCUACCCUCUCCUCCUCCCGGCCUCCUCCUCCUUCGCCCGCUGCCACCCGCCGCUCCACGGGUUCGCCGACCUCAACCACCUGGCGCAGGGGGACCAGGACAAGGUCCAGAGGUGCAAGAGGUUCCUCAUCACGUACCUGGGUGAGGUGCGAAGCACGGAGGGGGCUAACGGUUGCCAGGAGGACGUGGACACGGCUCUGUUGAAGCUGUACGCUGAGCAGGACCACGAGAGUCUUCUGGACCUGCUGGCCUCCCCCAACGCCUGUUUACUGGCAGACAGCGCCCCCUGGCUAGAGAAACACCACAAGUAUUUUGCACUAGGCCUCCUCUACCAUUAUAACGGACAGGAUUCAGCUGCUCUACAGUUGUGGGUGCAGGUAGUGAAUGGGGACCUUCAGGACUCUACCAGGUCUGACCUGUAUGAGUACAUUGUGGACUUCCUGGGUUUCUGUUCCAACCCGGACCUGGUGUGGAAAUAUGCGGACUGGGCCCUGCAGAGAGACCAGACGAUAGGGGUGCAGAUCUUCACCAGAAGGCCGGUGGGUCAGGACCAGGUUAAGGAGCAGAAGGACCAGGUGAACACAGACGACGUCAUUACGUACCUGGGGAAACACAGCCAGGCUCUGCUGCUCUACCUGGAACACCUGGUGCUGGGCCGACGGAUACAGAAAGAGAAGCUCCACACACACCUAGCAGUGCAGUACACAGACAGAGUCCUGUUUCUCCUGUCUCAGUCCCCCCCAGUGGACCAACAGGUGUCUGUAGCCCGGGACAAACUCCAGCUCCUCCUCAGGGAGUCCAGCCUGUACCGCGUCCAACUACUACUGGGUAAGAUCCAGGAAUGUGACCAGUUGUUACUGGAGAGAGCCACGCUCCACGGGAAACUAGAGGAGCACGAUAAGGCGUUACACAUCCUGGUGCACCAGCUAAAAGACUUCCCCGCUGCUGAGGCCUACUGCGUGUGGGGUUCCGCCUCCCGGGACCCGGCCUACCAGCAGAGCCUCUUUCACCUCCUCCUGGGGGUCUAUCUGGACCGGGACCUUCCCAGUAGUACGGUCACCGGGGAGCUGGAGAUGGCAGCGGUGGACCUGUUAAACCGGCACGGGGAGGUGUUCGACGCUGUGCGCGUGCUGGACCUGCUUCCUGAAGGCUGGUCCCUGCAGCUGCUUCGCCCGUUCCUCGGACGUGCCCUGCGGGGGAGUAUGCACGCCUGCCGCACCUCCCAGGUUGCACUGGGGCUGGCGAGGUCAGAGAACCUACAGCUGCAGCACGACAGGUUGGAGCAGAGGAGGAGCCCAGUCCUGGUAUCACAGAAGAAGGGGUGUGUUCUGUGCCACAACACCUUCAGCGAGCCAGACUGUGUGUGUCUUCCAGGAGGUGUGCCCGUACACACACACUGUGCCGCCCAGAGGGUGGUACGAGACUCGCCCACCAGGAGACAACUAGCCAAUAGCAACAAUCACACAUGAAGCCCCUUGACCACCAUCACCACCCAAGCCUCGCCCAGAGCCAGUGUGAUGGGAGGAGCCUAGCAGCAGCCUGGGCUGUGAUUGGUUGCGUCUGGGGGGGGGGGGGGGGGUGGUCACAUCAGAUGAUGACUAUGGGGGAUAAAAGCACAGCGGUUACCAUGGCUACCGUGGUCCAGCAUAGUGGGAGCAGCCCUGGAGCAUACUCAGAAACACAGAGCUGACCACACCUCUCUACUGUGUGUGUGUGUGUGUGUGUGUGUGUGUGUGUGUGUGUGUGUGUGUGUGUGUGUGUGAAGGAAGGAAGGUACUUAUUCCAGUGCCACCAUUCAUAAACAACAGGGAGACUGAUGACCGACUGAGUUGUGAAUGAAGUUCUACAACAAGAACUUAACUCCACAUCCAUCCCUAAUGACUCUAAACAUUGAAGUGAAACCUACAGUCUGUCCUGGUCUAGAGCUGAACCCCUCCUCUGUUAUGUCUGUCCUGGUCUAGUGCUGAACCCCUCUGUUAUGUCCUGGUCUAGUGCUGAACCCCUCUGUUAUGUCCUGGUCUAGAGCUGAACCCCUCCUCUGUUAUGUCUGUCCUGGUCUAGAGCUGAACCCCUCCUCUGUUAUGUCCUGGUCCAGUGCUGAACCCCUCCUCUGUUAUGUCUGUCCUGGUCCAGUGCUGAACCCCUCCUCUGUUAUGUCUGUCCUGGUCUAGAGCUGAACCCCUCCUCUGUUAUGUCUGUCCUGGUCUAGUGCUGAACCCCUCCUCUGUUAUGUCUGUCCUGGUCUAGUGCUGAACCCCUCCUCUGUUAUGUCUGUCCUGGUCUAGUGCUGAACCCCUCCUCUGUUAUGUCCUGGUCUAGAGCUGAACCCCUCCUCUGUUAUGUUAUGUCCUGGUCUAGAGCUGAACCCCUCCUCUGUUAUGUCUGUCCUGGUCUAGAGCUGAACCCCUCCUCUGUUAUGUCUGUCCUGGUCUAGAGCUGAACCCCUCCUCUGUUAUGUCCUGGUCUAGAGCUGAACCCCUCCUCUGUUAUGUCUGUCCUGGUCUAGAGCUGAACCCCUCCUCUGUUAUGUCCUGGUCUAGUGCUGAACCCCUCUGUUAUGUCCUGGUCUAGAGCUGAACCCCUCUGUUAUGUCCUGGUCUAGAGCUGAACCCCUCCUCUGCUAUGUCUGUCCUGGUCUAGAGCUGAACCCCUCCUCUGCUAUGUCUGUCCUGGUCUAGAGCUGAACCCCUCCUCUGCUAUGUCUGUCCUGGUCUAGUGCUGAACCCCUCUGUUAUGUCCUGGUCUAGAGCUGAACCCCUCUGUUAUGUCUGUCCUGGUCUAGUGCUGAACCCCUCCUCUGCUAUGUCUGUCCUGGUCUAGAGCUGAACCCCUCCUCUGCUAUGUCUGUCCUGGUCUAGUGCUGAACCCCUCCUCUGCUAUGUCUGUCCUGGUCUAGUGCUGAACCCCUCCUCUGCUAUGUCUGUCCUGGUCUAGUGCUGAACCCCUCCUCUGCUAUGUCUGUCCUGGUCUAGUGCUGAACCCCUCCUCUGCUAUGUUUGUCCUGGUCUAGUGCUGAACCCCUCCUCUGCUAUGUUUGUCCUGGUCUAGUGCUGAACCCCUCUGUUAUGUCCUGGUCUAGUGCUGAACCCCUCCUCUGUUAUGUUUGUCCUGGUCUAGUGCUGAACCCCUCUGUUCUGUCCUGGUCUAGAGCUGAACCCCUCCCUCUGCUAUGUCUGUCCAGGCCCAAACCUGAGAUGAGCUUGAGUCUAUCCCUGGGGAGGGUCUUACUGCAGAACACAGUGCAAGCAGACCAGUUAGACAUCUCCUCCUUCACUACAGUGGCUCCUCUCUGCUGCUGGUAUCUGAGACUGAACUUGAAGACGAUGAUUCCCCAGUGAGGCUGUGUUCACAGCCAGGAGCGUUCCUAAUUGUUGCUAAAUGUUCUGCUGUGUUGCACACACUCUCUCUCACCCCUCCAACCUGCUCCCCUUCCUGAACCUUGUGUCCACACUACUCAAGAACUGUCUCUCUGCCUUCAAGCAAAAAACACAAUGGUUUGGUUUUCACUUUGCUAACCAGGUGGGGGUGAAACAUCCAGCUAACCUGAUGCUAGCUGGUUUCAGCUCAGACCAGGUGGGGUUGAAACAUCCAGCUAACCUGAUGCUAGCUGGUUUCAGCUCUGACCAAGGUGGGGUUGAAACAUCCAGCUAACCUGAUGCUAGCUGGUUUCAGCUCAGACCAGGUGGGGUUGAAACAUCCAGCUAACCUGAUGCUAGCUGGUUUCAGCUCAGACCAGGUGGGGUUGAAACAUCCAGCUAACCUGAUGCUAGCUGGUUUCAGCUCAGACCAGGUGGGGUUGAAACAUCCAGCUAACCUGAUGCUAGCUGGUUUCAGCUCAGACCAGGUGGGGUUGAAACAUCCAGCUAACCUGAUGCUAGCUGGUUUCAGCUCAGACCAGGUGGGGUUGAAACAUCCAGCUAACCUGAUGCUAGCUGGUUUCAGCUCAGACCAGGUGGGGUUGAAACAUCCAGCUAACCUGAUGCUAGCUGGUUUCAGCUCAGACCAGGUGGGGUUGAAACAUCCAGCUAACCUGAUGCUAGCUGGUUUCAGCUCAGACCAGGUGGGGUUGAAACAUCCAGCUAACCUGAUGCUAGCUGGUUUCAGCUCAGACCAGGUGGGGUUGAAACAUCCAGCUAACCUGAUGCUAGCUGGUUUCAGCUCAGACCAGGUGGGGUUGAAACAUCCAGCUAACCUGAUGCUAGCUGGUUUCAGCUCAGACCAGGGCUGUAUUCAUUAGGCACCAAACUGAAGUAAACAUGACAGGGACUAGCUGAGCCAUCUCGAAAAAGAAACUUGUUUUCCUUUUCCACUCCGAAACAUUUUGCUUCGGUGUUCCCUGAUGAACAUGACCCAGCUCAAUGGGAUGUGAAAUACUAAAACACUGAACAGAAGAAUUGGCUAAUGUUUCACUGACCAAAGCAAACGUUUAACCUGAUCCCAGAUCUGUUCGUGCUCAUGCCAACUUCAUUGCUAUUAGUCAAGCCAAUUAUUUUUGGCAUGACUAUGAGUGACAAGGAGUUGUCAUGGUGACACAAACAGACUGGCACUCAGGCUAAGCUAUGUCCUAUUUAUAGAGUUCUCAUCUUUGUAUCUGUCCCAUUAUAACAUCAGUGACGGCAUGAGCAGCACCAUUGAGGCUAUCACCAUUUUAAAGUAGUACAUUUUCUUCUUUUUUUUAUGUUUGAGUGUAUCGUGUAUCGUUAAUAUUAGUGAUUUACCUCCACCUGCAUUGCCCGGGGUCUUGAACCAAAUCUUGUCAUUCAUUUGUUGUGGCCACUACAAGGCUUUGAUAUAGCUUAAAGCCAUUUACAAAACUAAGCAAACCAAUUUGAAGAAGACAAUGCUCUGAUCAUUGACCGAUAGCUCCCAACUCAUAGGAAUCGCUGUCCAGUUGACUACUUUAAAAUGGUGGAAGCGCUCCGUGGCAAAGCCCAUGCAAAUAGUGUUAUUUCCAAGUACUGAUCUCUCUCCAUCUCUAUGGUCCUGUCCCAGUUCACGUCGAUCAGUGAACAACAUGAUUGUGGGUCGAACAAAGCAAGAAAUUAGCCUUUGUAUUAACACAUGGAUUUACAGGGAAUCCUUCAAUUAUGCAAAUUAGCCGGUAAAAUCGAAUUAGUUUUUUGUGUCGAGGCGUUAAAACCAGAUGAGCGUUUUGUGAACAGUAAAAGGGAAAACGCAUUGCAAUGCAGUCUGUCUGUUUGUUUAAAGGCUUUAGUUGUUUUGUUCUCACCCUGCUUGCAAGGUUUAUAGCAAACUGAUUUAUCGGUCAAAAAAACUAUUUUGACUUUUUAAAAUGUGUGAAAUGUCAAACUUUUUGAUGGAUUUUGCAAUAGACCAUUUGAUGAGCACAGA